AUGUUUCGGCCAAUUCACACUGUUCCGCUGCUUUCCAUUGGCUCGUUGAGCUAUUUCUUCUGGGGAAGAGGCGAUAAGUCGUCUUCUUCUCCUGCCCCGGCCCCAGGAGGGUUCCCAAUUUCCGACAACGUGCCGUCUGGAUCCAGUCGCGUUCCUGCUCCUUCGAAACCGGGCCAGGUCCCUGCCAACCCACCACAGGUAAACCCUGGCGGUUUCUUUUCAUACGGCUUUCCAGGACCCGUCCAUGACCUCGAAACAAGAGCCGAGUUCGUGUCUGUUUAUGACCGUCAAAAGAGAAACCCGUACUACGUGGUUGAACACAUCACUCCAGAGUCUCUGAAACGCGACCCUAACGGCGGCGGAGACCGUAAGAACUCCGUGUUCAAGGAAGACGAGCAGAUCCCAAUCAAGUUCCGGGCCCUGUUGAAGGACUAUUUCCGUUCCGGCUACGACAGAGGCCACCAGGCCCCUGCAGCAGACGCAAAGUUUUCCCAAGCCGCCAUGGACGAGACAUUCUACCUCACCAACAUGUCUCCCCAGGUCGGUGCAGGCUUUAACAGAGAUUACUGGGCCCAUUUCGAGGACUUUGUCAGAAGACUGACUGGUGGCUACCAAUCCAUCAGAGUGGUCACUGGUCCAUUGUAUCUCCCAAAGAAAGACCCUGUUGAUGGUAAAUACAAGGUGACUUACGAAGUGAUUGGCAAUCCUCCCAACAUUGCCGUGCCGACACAUUUUUUCAAGCUGGUUGUGGCCGAGAAGUCGUUUAAAAGAGGCCCUAACUCGGACGACAUCGCCGUGGCUGCAUUUGUGCUUCCGAACGCUAUCAUUCCCAACGAGGUUCCCUUGACCUCGUUUGAGGUCCCUGUUGAUGCUCUUGAACGCUCUUCUGGUCUUGAGUUCCUCAAAAUGGUGCCCGAGAAUAAGAAAAAACAGCUUUGUAAGGAGUUCAGCUGCAACAUCAUUGUGAGAGAGUUUAAUAACUCCACCAAGUCUCUCCCUUCUGCAUAA
Molecule: messenger RNA, 1008 nt
Organism: Ogataea philodendri
Lineage: Eukaryota; Fungi; Ascomycota; Pichiomycetes; Pichiales; Pichiaceae
Exons: 1
Coding region: 1-1008 (335 amino acids)
Biological process (GO): apoptotic DNA fragmentation
Cellular component (GO): nucleus; mitochondrial inner membrane
Molecular function (GO): nucleic acid binding; single-stranded DNA endonuclease activity; RNA endonuclease activity
Source: RefSeq, a predicted model, not a curated record